UACUCCGGGUCCUUCGUUAAGGUGAACAAAGAUGGCGGCGUCCGUGCUGUGCAGGAGGACGGCAAUGUUAUGCAGGACUUUAAAUGGGAUUUCAUGCUCAAAAGCUGUACUUUGUGCGCAGCCUCGAGGCGGGUUCGUACUACAGACAGCCUCCUAUAACCCCAGACCCUUAAAGCGGAGCCUCAAGGAGCCCUACAUCCCGGACAAGGACGAUGAGAAGACGCCGGUGUGGCAGAAGACGGCCCGCUACGACAGGAAGCUGUUCGGCCGGUACGGCUCGGCGUCCGGCAUCGACCCUGCCUCGCUGUGGCCGAGCCAUGAGGAGCUGGACGCGAUCAUCGCGGAGGAGAAGGAGUGGAACCCUUCAUUAGACGUGAUGCGGAAGAACAUCGCGGCCAAGGAGAAGGAGGAAGCCAAAAUACGGCUGGCUAAAGAGAAACUCAUAGCAGCGAACAUGGCCAAGAUGCCCAAGAUGAUCGCUGACUGGCGCAAGGAAAAGCGCGAAGCCAAGAUCAAGAUGAACGAAGAGAAAGCUCGCCGUGCAAGGUUGCUGGCGGUGGCCAGGGAUCAUUUUGGCUUCACGGUGGACCCGCGCAGCCGCAAGUUCUUGGACAUGGUUGCUGAGAUAGAAAAGGAAGAGAAGAAGAAUAAAAAACUAGUGAAACGCAGACUGAAAGAGGAGCAGGCGGCACCCUCUGUCACACCUCCUGCUGCCUCCUCGUAGUGUUGGCCUGAGUCAUUUUAGUCAUUUCAGACAUUAAUAACUGCCGGGCCAUAGUCUGCACAAUAUCAUUCAGUGUUAUCUCUAAUAACCUGGAUUAAAGAAGACCCAAUCCAUGUUUUUUUUUCUCUUGUAAAAUAAAAAAAAGACGAAGCAUGUUCAUUUUUUCAUUACCUCUUUAUGUAUUUAGCUGUCACUGAAAUAAAAUCAUUUCUGUACAAACUAAAUGUUGUCUAAAAUAUUAUUACAAGGUGAAAACCUGCUCAUUUUAGCACAAUUUAAUAUAAAGCCUGAACCCUGAAAUAAUUGCCAGGAAAUUCAAUUUUUUUUAAACUGGAGUGUUUAUUGAACCGGCUGACAAAUAAAUAAAUGUCAAUUUACAUGUAUGGA
Messenger RNA from Centropristis striata (black sea bass), 1111 nucleotides. It is a transcript of the gene gadd45gip1, whose product is annotated as growth arrest and DNA-damage-inducible, gamma interacting protein 1. Bases 32 to 724 code for a protein of 230 amino acids. The transcript has 2 exons. Gene Ontology annotation, cellular component: nucleus. NCBI's taxonomy places the organism in Eukaryota, Metazoa, Chordata, Actinopteri, Perciformes, Serranidae. The record is from RefSeq and is a predicted model, not a curated record.